UAUAGGGGGAUCACACAGGUGCAGCCAUGCUGCCUCCUGUCAUAGCUAGUGUAAGGGACAGGACACCCCACUACCCCCACUGCCAGGGGCCCAUGCAGAGGUAGUCAGGCCGGGGCUGUGAGCACAGGGAGGGGUGACCUUUGCUCGGGGCUGCAGGUGCUGAUGUGGUUUGUUCCAUGUUCCCAGGGGUGGGAUUGCAUUUGCUUUCUGACCUGGAGCAGGAUAGCAGCAGCUGAACCUGUGAGCUGCAGGGGAGGGGGCAUGUUGCUGUCAGCCUAGACCGGGGCUGCACCACCCGGCUCUGCACCUCAGGAUGGCUCCUCCAUGCUGAGGUCUCUCUUUCUCUCUAGGAUGGCUCCACCAUACUGAGGUCUCUUCUCUAGGAUUUCUCCACCAUACUGAGGUCUCUCCUUCUCUGUAGGGUGGCUCCUUCAUGUUGAGGUCUCUCCUUCUCUCUAGGAUGGCUCCGCCAUGCUGAGGUUGGCCUCAUCAUGCUGAGAUCUCUUCUUCCCUCUAGGAUGGCUCCUUAAUGCUGAUAUCUCUUCUCUCCAGGAUGGCUUCAUAAUGUUGAGAAUGGCUUGCUGUCUGAAAGACGAGCUGCUCUGCUCCAUCUGUCUGAGCAUUUACCAGAACCCAGUCAGUUUUGGCUGUGAGCACUACUUCUGUCGUAAAUGUAUCACUGAGCACUGGAGUCGCCAGAAGCAUGGAGGUCCCUUGGAUUGUCCGGAGUGCCGAAGAACCUUUGCGGAGCCCACGCUGUCCCCCAGCCUCAAGCUCUCUAACAUUGUUGAAAGAUACUCAGCCUUUCCUCUAGAUGCCAUCCUCAGUGCUCAGAGGAGCUCGUUCCCCUGCAAGGACCAUGACAAGGUCAAGCUGUUCUGCCUGACGGACCGUGCCGUGGUGUGCUUCUUCUGUGACGAGCCCUCGUUGCAUGAGCAGCAUCAGGUGACCAAUGUGGAUGAAGCGUUCGAGGAGUUGCAGAGGGAACUGAAGGAGCAGCUGCGGGCGUUGCAGGAGAGCGCCCAGGGGCAUACAGAAGCUUUGCAAUUGCUGAAACGCCAGCUGGCAGAAACCAAGUCCUCAGCUAAGAGCCUGCGCGCCACCAUCAGCGAGGCCUUCGAGCGGCUCCACCGGUUGCUGCGCGAGCGCCAGAAGUCCAUGCUGGAGGAGCUGGAGUCCGAUACGGCCAGGACCUUCACGGACAUUGAGCACAAAGUACAGCGAUACAGCCAGCAGCUGCGGAAGGUGCAGGAAGGCGUACAGAUCCUGCAGGAGCGUCUGGCGGAAAGCGACAAGCACACCUUCCUGGCCGGCAUCUCCUCGCUGUCCGAGAGGUUAAAGGGGAAGAUCCAUGAGACCAAUCUGACGUAUGAGGAUUUCCCCACCUCCAAGUACAUGGGUCCCCUACAGUACACCAUCUGGAAAUCUCUCUUCCAAGACAUCCACCCUGUGCCUGCGGCCUUGACCCUCGACCCGGUAACGGCCCACCAGCGCCUAAUCCUCUCAGACGACUGCACCAUCGUGGCCUAUGGGAACUUGCAUCCGCAGCCCCUGCAGGACUCCCCGAAGCGGUUUGACGUGGAGGUGUCGGUGUUGGGGUCACAGGUCUUCGAUGGAGGGGUACAUUACUGGGAGGUGGUGGUGUCUGAUAAAACGCAGUGGAUGAUAGGACUGGCCCACGAAGCUGUUAGUCGGAAAGGAAGUAUCCAAAUCCAGCCGGGCCGAGGCUUUUACUGCAUAGUCAUGCACGACGGGAACCGCUACAGCGCUUGCACGGAGCCCUGGACGCGGCUGAACGUCAAGAGCAAAUUAGAGAAAGUCGGGGUCUACCUGGACUAUGACAAAGGGCUGCUCAUCUUCUACAAUGCAGAAGACAUGUCGUGGCUUUAUACCUUCCGCGAGAAGUUUCCGGGGAAACUGUGCUCUUAUUUCAGCCCGGGCCAGAGCCACGCCAACGGCAAGAAUGUACAACCGCUGCGCAUCAACACCGUGCGCAUAUAGCGACGCACCUCCCUUAUGUGUUACGCAGCGGUCUGGCACAGGAUGGCAGGGGCACGCUCCUGGCAACGAGCCACCUGAACAUCCAGCACCAUCCUGAGCCACAUUGCCGCCGGAGCGGGAAGUGUUCUGGACUAGAUUAGUGAAUGUCGUCACCUUCUCCUCCAGUAACUAUUACCCGAGGGACCAACGUUUCCCCAAUUCCAGAGAGGUUUGGGAACAAAGAGAAUGAUAAAUCCGUCAGGGGUCGGACAGCCGAUCGCUGCUACUAGCCUUCAUUAAUAAUACGCAGUUCAGUAACUUCCCAACACCCGAUUGUUGCCCCUUCCAGGGUUCCGUCCUUUCCUAUCCAACUGCAGAGUGUGUACGAGAGUUGUGGGGAAAGUAAGGGCUCCGCUACCGUCUGUCUCUCAAAUCGGAGACGCUCUACGUCAGGUUACAUACUGUACUGUAGGUGGUUGUGCCUCUGUGCUCUCGUUACACUGUAGACUGUGGAGGGCCGACGGUCUCAUCUCUACAUCUCAGGAUCUGUGUCGCCACAACGCUGGGACCAGCGCUGGUCCUUCUCCGAGACUCCUGCUGUAGUGCGUGCAGGACAGACUGAGAGCCCCGUCCCUCUGCGUCUAUAGGUAAACCAGCUGCCUUACCUCUGAUAAUGGACAAUGAUGCAUCACAGAUUCAUUUCAUGUGUGAGAUUAUACCGGUGUGAUCAGUAUGAAGAGGAAAGCCGUGCGCUUUUAUCCAUCCGCUGUGCAGACCACUUACAGGCUGCCCUCUCUGUCCAGCGAUUAUAUGUACUUACCACAUACGUGGGAUAUUGGGCUGAUCGCUGACCUGUUCCUCCAGAAUGUAUUAUUUUUUACAUUAUGCAAUAGAUGAUGUGUGACUGUAGCUAUGACAUGCCGCGGGAUAAGCGGCGUUACGGAGAGGAUGCGUAUACGGAAUGUGAUAUAUGAGCCGCUCAGUGGUGCUGCUGCAAUACAAUCCCACCCACCUGAGAAUGCAGGACGUCGGCUCUGGAUUAAAGCGAGUUUCUGGGAA
Messenger RNA from Pseudophryne corroboree (corroboree frog), 3039 nucleotides. It is a transcript of the gene ERMAP, whose product is annotated as erythroblast membrane associated protein (Scianna blood group). Gene Ontology annotation, molecular function: ubiquitin protein ligase activity; zinc ion binding; protein binding. Gene Ontology annotation, cellular component: cytoplasm. Lineage: Eukaryota; Metazoa; Chordata; Amphibia; Anura; Myobatrachidae. Bases 565 to 2001 code for a protein of 478 amino acids. Gene Ontology annotation, biological process: protein ubiquitination; innate immune response; positive regulation of canonical NF-kappaB signal transduction. The transcript is spliced from 8 exons. The record is from RefSeq and is a predicted model, not a curated record.